Molecule: messenger RNA, 3986 nt
Organism: Xyrauchen texanus (razorback sucker)
Lineage: Eukaryota; Metazoa; Chordata; Actinopteri; Cypriniformes; Catostomidae
Gene: lonrf1
Product: LON peptidase N-terminal domain and ring finger 1, like
Exons: 12
Coding region: 150-2393 (747 amino acids)
Molecular function (GO): protein binding
Source: RefSeq, a predicted model, not a curated record
UCUGCUGGAGCGCGAAACACUACGUUGACUUGUACUGUGAAUUUUGAAAAUGCUUUGACGUUAAAAAAAAGAUAUAUAUAUAUAUAUAUAUAUAUAUAUAUAUAUAUAUAUAUUUGUAUAAAUUGGUGGCUUAUCUGCCAUUCGUAAGCAUGGCGAUGCAAAGGCUAGAACAAGAAUAUGCUUUGAAUGAAAGAGGAAGGUUUUUCAUAGCAUCUGAAACGCAAGACGACUGGGACGAGAAUGAUCAUGUGGAUCACCAUCAACUUAUUUUAUUCAAAGCUGAAGCUUUAGCGUCAGAAAACCGUCUCAAAGAGGCUGUCGAUAUGUUUGCCAUGGCUCUCCGGUAUGGCCCUGUUCGACCGGACCAACUGAGCACUUUAGUGGGAUGCGUUCUGCGCAACUUCAAGACGAAAUCUGGGGAAGAGUCUCCUAGAAAGAGUGAGCCAGAAUGGACAAAAGAGGGGGAAUUCGACUGCCCCGGUUGUCAUAGUUUUAUAGGCGAGCCUGUGACGGUGACCUGUGGACAUUCGUAUUGUAGAAGAUGUUUACAACAAAACCAUUUCUCCAAAUGUAAACUUUGCAGUGAGGACAUCACGAUGAGGCCCGGGGAACUCCGAGUCAACGUGAUCUUAUGUGGACUUAUAGAGAAGUGGUUUCCCGAAGACGUUAAAAGAACGAGAUGCGUAGGGGAAGCCGAAAGCCUAUUGAGGAGUAAACAGUACGACAAGGCUAUUGCACUAACGAGUAAAUUAUUAGAAUCUGACAUUAGUAAUGUGUGGGCGCGGGCGUGCCAUGCUGAGGCUCACAGAGGACUGAAGCAUUACCCUCAGGCUUUGAAAGACUGGGAGUCUUGCCUCAGUGCUGCUCCAUCCCCAGAGGGAUAUUUCCGCAAAGCAAAGAUUCUCCAAGAGAUGGGUCAUGUAGAUGAAUCUUUGCAAGUCUUCCUUCAGUGUUUGGCUAUGGAUGAAAACUUUCACCAGGCCAAACAAGAGGUGGAAUUGAUUUUGCAUGACCUGUUAUCUCCAGCCUAUGAAAAUGUGAAGGUGGGUUUGAAAGAGUCAGCCCAGAACACCUCCCCUCACAUGCGCUGUAAAACCCUGGCAACCGAGGGCCAAGACCAAAACCAGCGCACCCAAAUGCAAGCCCAACGAGCGGUAUCCGCCCAUCUACCCCCUGAAACCUCAGAGAAACCAGGUCAAAGUGGAAGUAUAGAGCGGUCUGGCCUGAGCAGAGCUCACUCCAUUUGUGCUCACCGGAUGGUCGGGGCUGUAGAGGAGGGUCUUAAAAGAGUUAGCUCCGCCCCUCAGUUGGGUGACCCUGAAAAGGGGGCGCUACUUAAAAGGAAGCUUUCUGUGUCUGAAGCUGGGUCUGGCGUGGCUUACAGCCAUGGCAGUAAAUGUAAAAAGCAUGUAGUGACUGGCAGCACUGCUACUCCUGUGGUUACCAAGGAUACCAAGACCCAUCGAACCCUGCCAAAAGACCUGCUGGACCCAAAUGAUUUUGAAUGCUCCCUCUGCAUGAGAUUAUUCUAUCAGCCUGUCACAACACCCUGUGGUCAUACCUUUUGUAAAAACUGUCUGGAGCGUUGUCUAGACCAUAACCCACAGUGCCCUCUCUGCAAAGAAAGCCUCAAAGAGUAUCUUGCCUUUAGAAAGUACACAAUCACACGAGUGCUGGAUAACAUCAUUAUGCAGUAUCUAUCCAAGGAGCAUUCAGAGAGAUUAAAACUGCACACGGAGGAAACAAAAGAGCUCUCUGAUUUAACAAAGAAUGUGCCCAUCUUUGUCUGUACCAUGGCGUACCCCACUGUGCCUUGCCCCCUCCAUGUGUUUGAGCCACGAUACCGUCUCAUGAUCCGACGCUGCAUGGAAACGGGCACACGUCAGUUCGGCAUGUGCAUCAACGACCCUCAGAAAGGGUUUGUGGACUAUGGCUGCAUGCUCCAGAUUCGCAGUGUACAUUUUCUCCCAGACGGGCGCUCUGUCGUGGAUACAAUUGGCGGGAAGAGAUUUCGCGUUCUCUUGCGCGGAAUGAGAGAUGGAUAUUGUAUCGCCAACAUUGAGUAUCUGAAGGAUAUGAAGGUAAAUGGCGUGGAAGAAUUAGAGAAUCUACAAGUGUUGCAUGAUCAUGUUUACGACCAGGCCCGCAAAUGGUUCCAAAACCUGGAGAACCGUUUCAGGAACCAGAUCCUGCAGCAUUUUGGCCCAAUGCCUGAGAGAGAGGCUGAUAUCCAGGCCACACCUAAUGGGCCAGCGUGCUGUUGGUGGCUGCUAGCUGUUCUACCUGUCGAUCCUCGUUACCAGCUGUCUGUCCUUUCCAUGACAACUUUAAAAGAACGACUAGUUAAGAUCCAACACAUCCUCACCUACCUGCAGAACCUCCCUAGUGACUAGUGCUUCCUUACACACAUUGGAUUCUGAUGAAGAACUGUUAAGAUUCCAAGGAGACUCGACUGAAACCCCUGAACAGACUUUCGUCUGAUCUGGGGUCAGAUGUAACUCAUGCCAAGAGUUUUAAGAAUGAAGUAAUUUUCAUGGUGUCAUACUGAUCUGUUCAUCACCAUCUUACCUCAGAGAGCAUUGUUGUAAAGGAAGUCUGUCAUGUCUAUGUGGAUUUUAUUAGCACUAAAUCCUCUUCACUUUCAUUGAAUGGAAAAUAGCGACCAGGACACUCGCACAACACUACUUUUGUGUUAGGCUGUAGAAAAAUUUCAUAAGUUUGAAAUGACAAUACAGUGAGCAAAUGAUUAAAUAUUCCUUUAAGAGUUUUUCUGUUUUUUGAACACUGAUUUAAGUAGAAGAUGAAUGUUAGACAAAAUCCCCUCAUGUGCAAUUUAUUAAGUCCGUCGAACAAUCUGUCAGAUUUCCUUUAGACAAAACAGUCAACUUAAAAUAUUCUUCUGGUGCCCAAAGCCUCCAUACAGUGCUUUGCGUGCAGAAAUAUUGCUGGAGAGCUUUCCAACAUUUAAGACAUGAUCAUGUCAUGCUUUUGUGUGUGUGCAUUGAAAUAGACAGACAACAUCUUUCAUGCUGCAAGACAUUUUUGACAUCUUCAUAUAUCUUUUCCAUGUCAUUUAACUUAAACCUCUGGAUAAACGAAAGGCAGAUUUCUCACUUCAGAGCCUCCAUCCAAGCUUUCCGUCACCAUAACUGCCAAGCAUGCACAAGAGGUUGUUGUUGCACAGCAGCUGAGUUGCGUAAGACUGAAAGAACCCAAUCGAAGAUGAGCUUGUAUUAAUUGUGCAUUACUUUUGCAGUACUGGACAAUGUUGAAGCUUGCACAGUCCUGUUCUGUCUAUAACUUUUUGCUUAAAAAUGCUGACAAUAUUCUUUAUCAUAUCUAUUUAUUUCUGCCGAGGACAUGCACUCAUGAUAAGGACUUCCAAAUGUACUUAUAGGUCUCAGUAGUUUAGCCUCAAAUUUAUUGUAGGUUUGCUGUUGGUUUGCUUUGGUUCUCGGCCAAUCAAAAAAGAUAAAAAUGUGUCUCUUAGGUACAAUCUACACUCUGUCAGAUCCACUUCAACUUGUCAGUUUAAAGGCCUAGUUGUCAUAUCAAUGUAUUUUAACUAUGUUUGUACUAGAUAAAUUGUAAAGGGGAACUUGCAAUAAUUGGACUGAUGGAUCAGAACAGUCUAUGGUUGCUACUUGCAUUAUACUGUAAGGAGAUCCAACAAGCAUUCUGAAUAUUGACUCUUGAAUGCAAACACUUUAGCUCAUAGCUGUGUGGUGCUUGUGUGCAGACAAACUUUUGCCUUAUAAUGUUGCAUUCGGCUACCAUGGUAUAAUGCAUCGGCUUAGGGUUUUGCAUUCCAGAGAAAUAAUUUUGUGGUAUAAUUUACUUAAUUCGCCUCUUGGCCAAAAUUCAUUUCGGUGUGUAAAAUAUGUCAAAUAAUAGCUUUGUUGCAUGUAAAUCUUUUGUUUUGAAAAUAUUUUUUUUUUUUUUACAUUUCUUUGCUCAAAUAUUUAAGUUGUCAAUUUUCAAAUAAA